Molecule: messenger RNA, 4863 nt
Organism: Nerophis lumbriciformis (worm pipefish)
Lineage: Eukaryota; Metazoa; Chordata; Actinopteri; Syngnathiformes; Syngnathidae
Product: ubiquitin carboxyl-terminal hydrolase 31-like
Biological process (GO): protein deubiquitination
Molecular function (GO): cysteine-type deubiquitinase activity
Source: RefSeq, a predicted model, not a curated record
AAGAAAAAAAGAAGCCAUUAUGUCGAAAGUGGUCAGCAGCAAGGAGAAGAAAUCCUUCAGCAAAAAGCUGUUCCGCCGGAGUUCAGUCCGCUCCGUGGGCAGCUUCAUGAACAGAGUUCUCCGGACUCUUUCCACGCUGUCUCAUUUCAGCACCGACGAGCAGGCCGCCCACGACGACAAGGACGACGCCGCGCUGAUAGCGACCACCACCGGGGGCUCGGUGCCGUCCGACGACAGCGACUGCGGGGGGUUCCCGUUCGGGGACAAGGUGCCAGGCGUGGCCGGCCUGAAGAACCACGGCAACACCUGCUUCAUGAACGCCAUCCUGCAGUGCCUGAGCAACACCGAGCUCUUCGCGGAGUACUUGGCCUUGGAGCAGUUCCGUGGGGGAGCAGCAGGAGGAGGAGGAGGAGGAGUAGGAGAGGCCGGGAGUGGGACCGACAGCAAGGCGAGUAAGUCCAACGGGGUGCUGGUGCAGAAGAAGGGCAGCCGGCAGCAGCAGCAGCAGGAGUCCGGGGAGGUGACGGAGCAGCUGUCUGGUCUGGUCCGAGCUCUGUGGACCUUUGAGUACACUCCUCAACACAGCAGGGACUUCAAGAACGUGGUGUCAAAAAGUGCUCUUCAGUUCAAGGGGAACUCGCAGCAUGACGCCCAGGAGUUUCUCCUGUGGUUGCUGGAUCGAGUUCACGAGGACCUCAACAACAUCAUCCACCCUGACGUGCGACCCCCCAGGACGCCUCCAGUCGAAAAUGAAAAUGCUCCUGAAGGAUCUCCGUUGCCAACGCCUGGCUCUUUUGUGCAGGAGCUUUUCCAGGCACAAUACAGAUCCUCCCUGACGUGUCCUCACUGCCAGAAACAGAGCAACACCUUUGAUCCUUUCCUCUGCAUCUCACUGCCAAUCCCGGUGCCUCACACACGGCCCUUGUAUGUAACAGUGGUGUACCAGGGCAAGUGCUCCCACUGUAUGAGAGUGGGCGUGGCCGUGCCCCUGUCAGGUACCGUGUCCAGGCUGAGGCAAGCUGUGGCCCAAGAGACCAAAAUCCCCGCCCAACAGAUCGUCCUCACGGAGAUGUACUACGACGGCUUCCAUCGCUCCUUCUGCGACGACGACGACGACCUCGAGAUCAUUCAGGAGAGCGACUCCAUCUUUGCGUUUGAGACGCCCGAGCUCUUCAGGCCCGAACAGAUCCGCUCGAAGAGAGGCGGGAGUCCGCAUGCUAACCUGAACCAGAACAACCUGAAGUACGGCACAGAAAACAACCGGAUAUCCGCCCAAAUCCAGGAGCCCACGACUCCGCCCCCAAGUCCCAACAAGAAUAGCGGGCAGGACGAGAAGGUGGUGUUGCUGGUGUGUAACCGAGCAUGUGCCGGCCAACAAGGACGCAGGUUUGGUAAUCCCUUUAUACUCUACUUGGAGCGUACGGUCACGUGGGAUGUACUACAGAAGGAAAUACUGGAGAAGAUGCGGCACAUUUUGCGCCCUGGAGCCGUUGUGCAGGUUGGGCCCUUCACUUUACGUGUGGUUGGGGUGGUUGGGAUCACAUAUCUCCUUCCUCAGGAGGAGCAACCACUAUGUCAUCCAUCUGUGGAGCGAGCGUACAAGUCUUGUGGUCCCGGAGGGCCGCCUCAUGUCAAAAUUGUUGUUGAAUGGGACAAGGAAACAAAAGACUAUCUGUUCAAAAGAACAGAAGAUGAAUACAUCCCGGAUGCUGAAAGUGUGCGGCAAGUGAAGGAGCAGCACCUCCAGCCUCAGAGCUGUUCGCUGGCCCAAUGCUUUCAACUGUACACCAAAGAAGAACAGCUUGCUCCUGAUGACGCCUGGCGCUGUCCACACUGCAAGCAGCUCCAGCAGGGCAGCAUCAAGCUGAGUUUGUGGACCCUGCCUGACAUCCUCAUACUGCACCUCAAGCGCUUUAGACAGGACGGAGAUCGUCGCAUGAAAAUGCAAAACAUGGUGAAGUUCCCCCUGACCGGCAUGGACAUGGCGCCGCAUAUGGUGAAGAGGAGCCAGAGCAGCUGGAGCUUACCGUCUCACUGGUCACCAUGGAGACGGCCUUACGGGAUGGGCCGUGACCCCGAGGACUACCUUUACGACCUGUACGCCGUGUGCAACCAUCACGGGACGAUGCAGGGAGGACAUUACACAGCUCAGUGUAAGAACUCCAUUGACGGACAGUGGUACUGUUUCGACGAUAGCGACGUUCAUCCUGUAUCAGAGGAAGUGGUGUGCAAGCAGACAGCUUACAUCUUGUUCUAUCAGAGACGUGCCACCAUUCCAUCCUGGUCUGCCAACAGUUCCGUGGGAGGAUCCACAAGCUCUUCCCUGUGUGAGCACUGGAUCAGCCGCCUGAUGGGUAGCCGCCCACCAAGCCAAGCCUCCUCCGGUUCCUCCAGACGAACCUCACUAGCUUCUCUUUCGGAGUCGGCUGAGUUUGCCGGAGAACGAAGCGAGGAUGACACCCUAUCGAGCCGACCCGCGGUGAGAGGCAUGCAAAGGCAGACUUUCUCCUCGAGGACGUCCAUCGCUAGUCCGCUGGUGCUCAGUGAGAAUGGCCAGAAACCUUCCUGGUCUCACUCUGCUAAGCUGCAACUCCGCUCUAACUCUCCUUCACGUUUCUCCCUGGAAUCCCACUCCUCCUCCCCGACACUAGAAAUGAUAGGCGAGGUGGUUGAUACCAAAUUGUCCACCUCCUGCUACAAUGGGUCUCCUAAACUAGGAAGCAAAUCUGUGUUGGAUCAAAAUCCCGGAAGUAAUAGGCUGAUAGAGCAGCUUCACUCCAAAGCUUUGUCUCAGGCAGAGACAAGGAUCUCCGUUCAGACCGGGGACAACAACAAUCUAGUCAGUGGUGCUGAACAAACCAGUCCUCGACAUGGAGCGACUGCAAAGGAGCUGAAGCAAAGAAACGUUCCCGCAGAUAGCUCAGGUGUCAAACGAACCUCAGCAAAGACCGGAUUGGAGGGUGAAAGAAGCCCCAAGAAGCGUCCUGCUGCCUCGUCCACGUCCUCCAGCUCUCUGUCUCCUGCGUCCCCAGCUGUUGAUAAGUCACCUGCUCGACCGCAGGCUAAAGGUGCUACAAACAACCCAAAAGACAAGAGCGACGGAGCCCCGAAGACCAGUAAGGCUGCUUCCUCUAGAACGGCAACACCCUCCAAAAAAUCAUCCCAGACACAGGAGGGGUUACACCCGGAUUCUGCGAGGAAGGGUUGUUCUCCUGGAAGCUCACACCCUCAGAAGAGAACCACGCCCAAAGGAGGUGGUGAUAAAGUCUCAGCUUCAGGUAGGACUAAAGGAGCAGAUAGGAGCGCCAGCCGGGACUCAUCACGGACUGCUGCGCUGGCUGAGAAGAAGGUUAACGGUGGCGGUCCUCUGUGUCGGUCCAGUGCCGGAAGUAGAGUAGAGGGUAGGCCUGGUCGCUCUGUAGAGAACAGGAUGGUUGCACGGAGUUCUAGCAGCAGCUCCUCCAUGGCGAGUCUCCGAUCCUCCAGUGUGGUUGUUCCCCCCACCGGCCCGCCGUCAAGGGCAGCAAGGAGGAACAGUAAGACCGAGGAAAAAGCUUUGUCCUUCUUCAAAACUGCCCUCAGGCCCAAAGACCUUCGCAAGUCGUCGGACGGUGGGACUCCUGAAGAUGGCGGUGGAGAUCUGGCAAAAGAAGGAGGAACCAAAAAACCCCAAAACGCAACCUCCGAGGCCACCGCAGCUAAGGACUCAUCGAAGGUUUCCGUUGCAGCUAAACAUUCACUGCUGCCCUCUGCUAAAUCCAAACUCUCAGAAACCACGAACCAGGCUUCUUCCGCGAAAGACCCUGCGAAGAAAGAACCUGCCAAAAAGACCAUGCCGUCCAGGAAAAUCCCCAUCAACUCCACCCAAUCAAACCAGAGGUCUAAAUGAAAUCCACCUGAGGGCCUCACUCUCCUUUCUAGUGCAGCUCCUUUCAGUGGUCACUGGUUACCAGCUGCCGUACGGGACACUUCCUGUCUACGUUGUUCUCUCGUUAUCUAGGAAUGGAAUUUUACCAAAGCACUUUGUAUGGAUUGCAUUGAUUUCCAGGAAAUACUCUACUGUAUUGUAAAUACGCAUGGGUUGCUCAUGUAUCGGAAUGACUGCCUCGUUUUGUCUGUCGCUUACUGUGGGAGGAAGCCUCGUUUUCACCAGGCGGCCUGGUUCGGCACGUGGAUCGGCGUGGGUGAAAUUUUCCAAAAGAAUUCCCCGACUGGAGCCAUAGCGAAGGUGUUUGUGGACUUCUUUACACAGCAAACGAGGUGAGACUAAGCAGUGCCUCUGCUGGUAGCACCCAAAUAAUGCACCUUAAAUGCUCUAAUUAUAGUCGGCAAAUUUAAACUUAAUUUUUUAAAGUUUAAAAAGAGGAAAGGAAAACUUGACCUUCUUUGACCAUUGUGUACUUUUGCAGAUGUAGCUAAAGCUGCUGGAUACUUCAAAUGCAGCCACUGCCAUCUUGUGGAGUUUUUAAAAAACAUAAAUCUGGAGGUUGCCUACAGCCGCAGUUUUUUUUUUUAAACUGGCGCUAAUUUUUUGCUUUUGUAGACCACUCUGUAGUGUUAAUUGGAGCAUUUAUGGUAGGCGUUAGAGAUGCGCGGUUUGCGGGCACAACCGCGGAGUCCGCGGAUUAUCCGCGGAUCGGGCGGAUGAAAUUUAAAAAAAUAAGAUUUUAUCCGCGUGCGGGUCGGGUCGGGCGGAUCAAUUAGAUUUUUUUUUUUUUGUUUGUUUUUUUUGUUGUUUUUUUGCGGGUGGCAGUUAAACCAAUUCGGAAAUAUAUAUACAUAGUUAAAUGUUGUUACCCACAUACGAAAAACGAGCAGGCACCUGCUGCAUAUGCCACAACAGAAGAAAAAAAAAGAAAAGAG